Molecule: messenger RNA, 1137 nt
Organism: Diuraphis noxia (Russian wheat aphid)
Lineage: Eukaryota; Metazoa; Arthropoda; Insecta; Hemiptera; Aphididae
Biological process (GO): regulation of transcription by RNA polymerase II
Cellular component (GO): nucleus
Molecular function (GO): RNA polymerase II cis-regulatory region sequence-specific DNA binding; DNA-binding transcription activator activity, RNA polymerase II-specific
Source: RefSeq, a predicted model, not a curated record
AUGAACGAUCUUAACAGUAGCCAGAAAAUACGCGUGGACAAAACAGAAUAUCCAUACAACGUGUGUAAAAAUUCGUUCAACAGUGAAAGCAAACUAUCAAUACACCCUCUGAAGCACACAGGGGAGAAACCGUGCCCGUGCGACAUAUGUGACAAGUCAUUCAAUGAAAAAAGCUCCUUGACUAAACACCGACGGACGCACACAGGAGAGAAAUCGUACCCGUGCGAUAUUUGUGAAAAGUCAUUCAAUCAAAAAAGCCACAUGACUAUACACCGACGGACGCACACAGGGGAGAAACCAUACCCGUGCGACAUAUGUGACAAGUCAUUCAAUCAAAAAAGUCACAUGACUAUACACCGACGGACGCACACAGGGGAGAAACCGUACCCGUGCGACAUAUGUGACAAGUCAUUCAAUGAAAAAAGUCACAUGACUAUACACCGACGGACGCACACAGGGGAGAAACCAUACCCGUGCGACAUAUGUGACAAGUCAUUCAAUCAAAAAAAUCAGAUGACUAUACACCGACGGACGCACACAGKGGAGAAACCAUACCCGUGCGACAUAUGUGACAAGUUGUUCAAUGAAAAAAGCUCCUUGUCUAAACACCGACGGACGCACACAGGAGAGAAAUCGUACCCGUGCGAUAUAUGUGCCAAGUUGUUCAGCGUAAGUAGCAGUUUGAUAGUACACUUGAGGACACACACUGGAGAGAAACCGUACCCGUGCGACAUAUGUGACAAGUCAUUCAAUGUAAAAAGCUCCUUGACUAAACACCGACGGACGCACACAGGGGAGAAACCGUACCCGUGCGACAUAUGUGACAAGUCAUUCCAUCAAAAAAGCCACAUGACUAUACACCGACGGACGCACACAGGGGAGAAACCGUACCCGUGCGACAUAUGUGACAAGUCAUUCAAUGAAAAAAGCUCCUUGACUAAACACCGACGGACACACACUGGAGAGAAACCAUACCCGUGCGACAUAUGUGACAAGUCAUUCAAUACAAAAGGCAACUUGACUAUACACCGACGGACGCACACAGGGGAGAAACCGUACCCUUGCGACAUAUGUGACAAGUCGUUCAGCGUAAGUAGCAAUUUGAUAGUACACUCGAGGACGCACACAGAGGAUUAA